Toxoplasma gondii ME49 is the source of this 1935-nucleotide messenger RNA. RefSeq lists its product as hypothetical. Lineage: Eukaryota; Apicomplexa; Conoidasida; Eucoccidiorida; Sarcocystidae. Bases 570 to 1802 code for a protein of 410 amino acids. The transcript is spliced from 2 exons. The record is from RefSeq and is a predicted model, not a curated record.
GUAUUCCUGCUGCAAGCGUGUAGAUCCGGUAUGCAUUCUUGGCUGUGCAGUGGACAGGCGGACGCAACCAGGCCUUUCACGGUUAUUUGUUUCAUAUUGUGUUUCCUCCAUCAAAUGUGUUAAACUCAGGCCCCGUAACAGCGGCUUGACUAUCUCUGUUAUUCCAAUUUUUUGUGUAUACUGUCCAUCGCACGUGAUCUGUUUGACGCGGGAAAGGCGGAUGUACCGGUGUUGAGGAUCCAACAGACGGUCGUUGAAAAGCGAAUGUUUAACUCAGGUCCACGGAUAUGUUGUUUAUAGAGCUGAAACACGCAUGCGAUUUAGCAGGUCUACGUAGGUAAGCAUUUCGAUGAAAACCGAGCGAUCCUUGUAGACCGAGUGCUGCAUGCUAGAAGGAAAACGAUUCAGUUCUCUUGGUUUCUCUGAAAAAGGGCAACUGCUCCGGGCUGUGAUGACUUUUAUGUGAUUUGUUCUCUGUCUAAGAGGGUUUCCAACGUUUGAUUGGCAGUCGGAUUUUCCGGGGGAUUCGUUGGUUGAGCAGAUGCCUGUGGAACUGCAACACGUAAAAAAUGAGACCAGCUCAAAAACAAGUGAAGAAGGGGGUGAGACACCUAAAUUCUAACCCCCUUUCAAGAAACCACCAUGACCAAGGACUGAAUGGGAACGCGAAACAACGUCAAAAUAUCCCCGAGUUCUCACAUUUAACAACAUCUGGAAAUGGGAUUUCUGAGGUGCCCGUUACGGCAGAACUGCUGCAUGCACCGGUCGCUCAGGAAGGUGAUACCUUCUUUGUACAAACAAACCGAAGAGCAUCUUUUUGUGGAAACGAAGCCGAACGAUCAACUUCCGGAAAAUGGUUUCCUCAAGUUCCCACAGAGAAGGUGGCGCUAACACUGGAAGAAGCAAAAACUGUAUUGGGAGAGUGUAGCCGAAUGGGGGACAUGCUCCAAGGCAUUUUUGAAGAUUUUCUUUGUGCAUCGCCGGCAGACGCUGGCAAUAAAGAGGCAGAUGAGCUGUCUAUGGACGGAGAAGCAGGGUCCCAUGAACGGAGCACUGCUGGCACUGGCACGAUUAGUAUAACUAUGAGUGGUAAAUGGGGUAAGGUUGAUAGCAGUGCGAAUGGAGUUCAUUCUCCCGUUGGUCCGGCUAGGGAUGAAGCCUCAGCAAGUAUUGCUUCGCCUCUCGUCGUUUCUUCACCGCUUAAAUCCGAUGCUAAGAAACGUGAAAGAGAGCUCAUCGGAGAGACGAGUAUGACGUGCCAAGCAGGAGAAGAGAGCUCCAGUGGUGAGGUUCUUCCAAAGGAAGAGCUGUCCUGCAACACGUAUCACGGGGGCGCAGACAGCCCCUUAGUUACCGGCCAGACAGAUGAGGAGGAUCAGGGAAGACAGAGGCUGCCUAAAGUGGACAGUACCGGGGGUGCGAAGAACUCUGCCUUGAAGAACGAACUUCUUAAGUGUCAAGCCACUUGCGAAGAAGUAGCCAUGAAAAUGUUGAACCAGUACAUCCAGGCAGAGAAGGAUGAUGUACAGGAACAGAAGGCACUGGCGGCUCUACACCUUAGAGCCGGACAAGAUUUGUGCGUCAGCGGAUCUAAUCUUCAGCUAGACUCCGACCUGCUUACAGCUGCGUGUGGGGACUUACUCGAUUCUCGGCAAAUAAUUAAAAGUACCUUUCAACAGAUAAGUGACGAAAGCAACGAACCAACCGCAGACACAACCAAUGCGCGCCGCUCGUACUUGGCUCCAACAAAAUCUGUUCAGAAUCGACUACGCUGUACACGAACGCUAGGAGGGUUGAAGUGAGUAGACGAAAAACCACGUUAUUUCGCUAGCGCCUUUCAAGUCACCCUUGUAUCCACUGCUUGAGACGAUCUGUGGUGCAUUCGGAAUCAAUUGCACACAAGACCAAACAAACCGUAAAGAGUUCUAAUAUUUU